Molecule: messenger RNA, 1041 nt
Organism: Ceutorhynchus assimilis (cabbage seed weevil)
Lineage: Eukaryota; Metazoa; Arthropoda; Insecta; Coleoptera; Curculionidae
Source: the annotation of a GenBank genome assembly
AUGGACUUUAAGUCCACCAAUCAGUUGGAAAAACCACGUUUCAUCAUUAUUAGAUUCCAAACAAAAAGAAAAAAUGUUGAAUCGAAAAAUAUGAGCAGAUUUGACCACAUAACGUUGACAAAUUUAAAAGUUUAUUUAAACUCAGAAGUUUAUCCCUACGAUAACCUCGAUCUGGACUUUGACUCCAAUUAUUUUGCAAUCUUAUAUGAAAUGUAUGCGCAAUUGCAAAAAUCCUACUAUUAUCGUGAGCAAAGUGAACCAUGCUUCUAUCCUAUAAAUUUCAAACAAGAUACUCCUCUGGUAGUCAUUGAUUGCUCUCGGCAAGGUGAAGACAUCCUAAAAGGUGGUGCUGUUGAUAUUCGUGUAGAAUUUGAAACGAAAAAAGCGCUUCAAGCAAACACCACAGCUUACUGUUUGAUUCUCCACGAUCGACUAGUGAAAUACAAUCCCUUGACCAGACAGUGUGUGUACUUUAGAUCUCUAGCGAAAGUGAAUAAAGAAAAAAGAAAAUGUUCAUUCUAGACGUACAAGGUUUCCAGUUCAAAAACAGUGAUUUUGCUUGCAAGGAAAUUGCAAUCUUAAAUCAGGCAACUGGUCAGCUAUACCACCAUUUUAUAAAUUUACCAAUUCCGAGUAAAUGGUUCAGCGAAGACUUCAGGCGUCAAGUUCAGUGGACCACUCAAAACCUGCACGGACUGGAUUGGAACAGUUUUAAUUUUAGUUUUCUACCUUUGGAGAAUAUCGUAAAUUUUAUACAAGAAAUUGUUCAAAAUUUCACUGUUUUUGUCAAGGACUUCAAGAAAAAAGUAUGGCUCUGUAAUUUGAUAAAUAACCAUAUAGUCGAUAUGGAUAGCUUGGGAUGCCCAAAUUUUAAGAAGUUAAAAACUGUAUUGUUUCCAAAUUCACUACUUUCUAAUACACAUUCUAUCAAUAAUCUAUUUUGUACCAGAGAAAAUAUUUUUCUAUUGAAUAAUUGGUUUGUGAAUAAAAUACAUUAAAACAUAUUUUCAGUUUUUUUUUACGGUAUCAACAAUAACUGAG